AUGGACAAUAGGCUUCAUGAACUUCGACAUUAUCUCGCAAAUUAUACUCCUCGAAUUGAUGCUUAUUAUCUUCCAAGAACCGAUGCUCAUCAAAAUAAAUAUAUACGUGAGCGAGACAAUUAUGUCAAGUUCUUUUCUGGAUUUUCCGGGUCUGAAGCAGAAAUAUUAGUAACAAAAGACGAAGCGAUAUUAUGGACCGAUGGUCGAUACUUUAUACAGGCUGAACUGGAACUAUACGAUGAUUGGGAUUUGAUGAAAAAAGGAUUAUGUGAAAUGUCACCUAUAGAUUGGUUGAUUUCCAUCAUGCCUGAUCGUUCUCACAUUGCUUUCGAUUCUAUAUUAAUGACUUGUGAGGAUGCUUUAAAAUUUAUCGAUAUUCUCACUAAAGCUGGUUUUCAUGUCACAGCUCUACGAAAGGAUUUUUUUGCAGAAAUUUGGCUGGAUCGACCGCUUGAGCCAACUCAUCCGAUUUCUUUGUUGCAUAUUUCUGAUCACGGAUUGGACUCAAGUUCUAAAAUUUCAACUGUUUACUCUAUAUUAGGGAAGAAAAAGUGUUCGUCAGCGAUUUUUACAAGUCUUGAGGAAAUUGCAUGGUUAUUAAAUAUUCGAGGUGCAGAUAUACCGUUUACUCCUGUAGUAUUUUCAAUUGUCAUAUUGGCUCACAACGGUGCACAUUUAUUUAUUGAUCUUAGGAAAUUGGAUGAGGGAACUCGUAGAUACCUAGAAAAAUAUGUAACAAUCCAUGAAUAUGAUGAAGCUAUUGAAUGGAUAAUUGACUGGAAUACAAGAACAAGUCGACUCAAUUUACAUAAGGUAAUACUAGUUGUUCAAGUGAAUUUUUUUUUACAGGUUUUUCUUCCAUCAAAUAUUAAUUAUCUAUUGGCUUCAAUUAUUGGACCUGAAAAUUCGAUUAUUGACCAAUCUCCGAUCCAAAAACUUAAGGCAGUCAAAAAUGAGACUGAAUUGGAAGGAAUGCGGCAUGCAAAUUCUCGUGACAGUCGAGUUGUCAUUGAAUUUUUACAUGGCAUUAGCACUGCGAUCGGAAAACCAAAUGGCGACAAAAUCACUGAGUUAUCGAUGAUUGAAUACAUUGAUAAUUUACGGUCGAAAGCAUUUUCUUUUCUUGGUCUUAGUUUCGCUACUAUUGCGGCUGUUGAUGACCAUGCUGCUUUACCUCAUUAUCACGCAAGUGCGAAAACUGGAAAACGUGAAGUAACUAAGGACAGUAUUUGUUUAGUUGAUUCUGGUGGUCAUUAUAUUGAUGGUACUACUGAUGUCACUCGUACUUUCACCUUUUCUGACAGAGUCGAUGAUGAAUUCAAGCAUAUGUUCACAUUAGUGUUAAAGGGUCAUAUUGCUGCAGCUUCACUUGUGUUUCCUAAGUUUACGAAUGGUAUGCGUAUUGAUAUGAUAGCGCGUCAGUAUCUAUGGGCAGAAGGUUAUGAUUUUAUACAUGGUGUUGGACAUGGUGUUGGCCAUGCAUUAAACGUUCACGAAGGGCCGGUGCAAAUUUCGUAUCGAAAUUAUAAUCCAUGUGGUGCAAUAGAGAAAGGAAUGGUAUUGACAAUUGAACCAGGUUUUUAUUUGGAAGACGAAUGGGGGAUCCGCAUAGAAAAUUGUUAUGAAGUAGUUAGUGCCGAAAAUCUUCGUUCCGGUUCUAACGAUUAUGUGGCCUUCCGACCUUUGACUCUAGUGCCGAUACAAACUUCUUUAAUAAAGAAGGAUCUUUUAACCACUUCUGAGAUUACAUGGAUCAAUGAAUAUCAUCAAAAAUGUUUACAUGAGCAUUCUUAUCACUUCAAAGCUGAGAACAAAUUGGAUAUUUUACAGUGGUUGGAAAAUGCGUGCAAACCUAUAUGA
Molecule: messenger RNA, 1860 nt
Organism: Dracunculus medinensis (Guinea worm)
Lineage: Eukaryota; Metazoa; Nematoda; Chromadorea; Rhabditida; Dracunculidae
Source: the annotation of a GenBank genome assembly